GAAUAAUUCUCAUCCAAAGCUUCUGUCCAUCCUUGAACUGAAAAAAUGGGAAGAAACAAAAGCAACCCAAAAACAAUACCAACAAAAGAUCACAAAAUCUCUACUCCAACAAGACGAGUUCAUCAACCAUGCAACGUGCCUCACAAACAAGUUUGAUCAGAAGCAACUUGGCUUGGUUCUUCUUGACCAUGGCCUUUCUCUACAUCUUCUACACAAACAUCCUCUUGAGUGAUAAUGGCAAAGAUUGCCCCGUUAAUGCCACCAAUCUCUCUGCACAAGAAAACACCGAACCGAUUGAAUCCACCACCAAUUUAUCUUCUACUUCAAUCACUUCAAAAGUAGAGGAAAAAAAAGAAGAAGAAAUUGUUAAAAUGCUGUCUCAGAGGUCCCAGGGAUAUGAUACGGAAUUGAAACACAUUGUUUUUGGGAUAGCAGCGUCGUCAAAUUUAUGGGAGAGGAGGAAAGAGUACAUUAAGGUGUGGUGGAGGCCUAAAGUUACUAGAGGGGUGGUGUGGCUAGAUAAGCGGGUGAAGGUUAGGAAAGAAGAAGGGCUGCCAAAGAUUCAGAUUUCAGAAAACACCUCCAGUUUUAAGUACACCAACAGGCAAGGGCAGAGGUCGGCUCUGAGGAUUUCCAGGGUGGUAUCGGAGACGCUAAGGCUGGGGAUGAAGGAUGUAAGGUGGUUUGUCAUGGGGGAUGAUGAUACGGUGUUCAUUGUUGAGAAUGUGGUGAGGGUGCUGUCCAAGUAUGAUCACCGACAGUUCUAUUAUGUGGGGAGCUCAUCGGAAAGUCACAUUCAGAACAUAUUCUUUUCCUAUUCUAUGGCAUAUGGAGGAGGUGGCUUUGCCAUUAGCUAUCCCUUGGCGAAGGAGCUGGCCAAGAUGCAGGACCGGUGCAUUAAUCGAUACCCAGCAUUGUACGGUAGUGAUGACAGAAUGCAUGCUUGUAUGGCUGAGCUUGGUGUGCCUCUCACCAAAGAACUUGGCUUCCAUCAGUAUGAUGUGUAUGGAAACCUGUUGGGGCUUCUAACAUCACAUCCAGUGACUCCAUUAGUAUCACUCCACCAUCUAGACGUGGUGCAGCCAAUAUUUCCUGGCAUGACCCAAGUGAAGGCCCUGCAGCGUCUGCUUGAUUCGGCCAAAUUUGACUCAGCAAGCCUAUUGCAACAGUCCAUCUGCUAUGAUGCCGAACGUUUCUGGUCCAUCACUGUGUCUUGGGGCUACGCUGUUCAACUCAUGAGAGGGGUGAUGUCUCCCAGGGAGCUAGAGAUGCCCACAAGAACUUUUCUUAACUGGUACCAGAGAGCUGACUAUACCGCUUAUGCCUUCAAUACUAGGCCUCUGAUGAGGCAUCCAUGCCAAAAGCCCUUUGUUUUCUAUGUCUCUAAGAUCAGAUAUGACCCUGUUAGGAACCAAACAAUUGGGAUCUACUACCGUGACAAGGCAGCCAGCCCUUACUGCCGAUGGAGAAUGGAUUCACCAGAGAAACUCGAGUCUGUUGUAGUCUUCAAGACAACAGAUAAUCUUCGUUGGCAGAAGUCACCAAGGAGGGAUUGUUGUAGAGUUCUACCAUCCAAGAAAACUUCAUCAAUGUAUCUAUGGGUGGGGAAUUGUCAGGAGGGUGAAAUUAGUGAACUAGUUCAGGAACAGACACUAUAAACGAUACUAUUCUGAGUUCUAUAACUCAUUCUUGACCAUGGCCACAGGCAUAAGUUAAUGCUAAUGGUGUUAAUGAAACAGAGAUCAAAUGAAAUUUUGAUAACUGU
Messenger RNA from Rubroshorea leprosula, 1765 nucleotides. Lineage: Eukaryota; Viridiplantae; Streptophyta; Magnoliopsida; Malvales; Dipterocarpaceae. The record is from the annotation of a GenBank genome assembly.